This is a messenger RNA of Drosophila ananassae, 1442 nucleotides long. It is a transcript of the gene Cdk5, whose product is annotated as cyclin-dependent kinase 5 homolog. The transcript has 3 exons. Gene Ontology annotation, molecular function: cyclin-dependent protein serine/threonine kinase activity; ATP binding. Gene Ontology annotation, cellular component: nucleus; cytoplasm. Gene Ontology annotation, biological process: axonogenesis; synaptic vesicle transport; protein phosphorylation. Bases 89 to 973 code for a protein of 294 amino acids. The record is from RefSeq and is a predicted model, not a curated record. NCBI's taxonomy places the organism in Eukaryota, Metazoa, Arthropoda, Insecta, Diptera, Drosophilidae.
GUGGCUGAGGCGGUAUAAUUGUACGGUCACUCAGUCGCUCUCGUUUUGUUUUUAUUUGACCAUCGAAGAAAAUCGAAAAUCUGCAAAGAUGCAGAAGUACGACAAAAUGGAGAAAAUAGGCGAGGGCACCUAUGGCACGGUGUUCAAGGGCCGAAACCGGGACACCAUGGAGAUCGUGGCGUUGAAGCGAGUGCGCCUGGACGAGGACGACGAAGGUGUGCCCAGUUCCGCCCUCCGGGAGAUUUGCCUUCUUAAGGAGCUGAAGCACAAGAACAUUGUGCGACUGAUAGACGUCCUGCACUCGGACAAGAAGCUGACCUUGGUCUUUGAGCACUGCGACCAGGACCUGAAAAAGUACUUCGAUAGUCUCAACGGUGAGAUUGACAUGGCUGUGUGCCGCAGUUUCAUGCUGCAGUUGCUCCGAGGCCUAGCAUUCUGCCACAGCCACAACGUCCUGCAUCGCGACCUUAAACCGCAAAACCUACUCAUCAACAAGAACGGAGAACUGAAGCUGGCCGAUUUUGGCCUCGCCCGUGCUUUUGGCAUUCCCGUCAAGUGCUACUCCGCCGAGGUGGUGACCCUAUGGUACAGGCCACCCGACGUUUUGUUUGGGGCCAAGCUGUAUACAACCAGCAUCGAUAUGUGGUCAGCAGGAUGCAUUCUGGCCGAACUGGCAGAUGCUGGACGACCUUUAUUCCCGGGCUCUGAUGUGCUCGAUCAGCUUAUGAAAAUAUUCCGGGUGUUGGGUACCCCCAACGAAGAUUCCUGGCCGGGUGUUUCACACCUCUCCGAUUACGUAGCUCUUCCCUCAUUUCCGGCCAUCACAUCUUGGAGCCAACUAGUGCCCAGACUCAACACUAAAGGUCGUGAUUUAUUGCAGAAACUGUUAGUCUGCCGGCCAAAUCAACGAAUCAGUGCCGAGGCCGCGAUGCAGCAUCCGUAUUUCACGGACAGCACGUCCUCGGGUCACUGAAACGCGGUGGACUUCGCCUUGGAUUAGCCUUAAGCCAAAUACCUAAUCUUGGGCAGCUAUGAAUGUGCGUAGUGUCCCCCCAGGUCUUCGAUUUAUGCCUAAGCAGUAGGUUUCGGUUAUUCUGAGGAACUUUCAAAGCAAUUUUGAAUUUGAUCUAAAAUUUUUGAAUUGCAAUUGCAAUUUUGAAUUUGAUCGAGCUUGAACUAAAAGCUAAAACAAAUUUAAAAAAAUUGUUUUUUUUAAAGAUUGUGUAUUGUGUAAUUCUGAUUCGAAAUGUUUAUUUUGAUUGUAAUAUUUCUCCUAACCGAUAUCUACUGUACGUAGUUGUGUGUGAACCAAAGUAUCUCUGGAUAUAAAUUAUUUUAGGGCCCCAAGCUGGAGGCAGUCAUCUUAAAACUAAGUAUCUUAAGAUCUAUUAAUUCAGAUUUUAUCUAGUUUACUUGUACCAAUAAAACGCCACUUACCUGGA